Messenger RNA from Gavialis gangeticus (Gharial), 3679 nucleotides. It is a transcript of the gene PHC3, whose product is annotated as polyhomeotic homolog 3. The coding region runs from base 182 to 3124 and encodes 980 amino acids. Gene Ontology annotation, molecular function: zinc ion binding; protein binding. NCBI's taxonomy places the organism in Eukaryota, Metazoa, Chordata, Crocodylia, Gavialidae. The transcript has 16 exons. The record is from RefSeq and is a predicted model, not a curated record. Gene Ontology annotation, cellular component: PRC1 complex; nucleus.
GCGAUCCCACCCCGUCUAAGCCGCCUAGCGGCUGAGCGCAUGCGCAGUGUCUCCCUGUGAGGGAGGAGAAAAGAUGGCGGAAGCGGGCUUCAAAAAUACAUGAUUGAGUGGAAGUAUUCAGAAAUGUAACUAUUGCUGAGAGAGCACCAUAUACGAAUGGCUGGAAAAACACUGCGCAACUAUGGAGAAUGAAUCAAACACAACAACGUGUUCUGCAUCUACAGCUACUAGCACCACCACCUCCAGGACACAGCCACCACAGAUAUCUGUCUACAGUGGUUCUGACCGACAUGCUGUCCAGGUCAUUCAGCAGGCCUUGCAUCGUCCCCCUAGCUCGGCUGCUCAGUACCUUCAGCAGAUGUAUGCAGCCCAACAGCAGCAUCUGAUGCUGCAGACUGCUGCUUUGCAACAGCAGCACUUAAGUAGCACCCAGUUUCAGAGUCUGGCAGCUGUUCCACAGGCAAGUCUGUCAGGUGGGAGGCAGUGUACAUCCCCCACUGGGAGUGUCACUCAGCAGUCAAGCAUGUCACAGACAUCGAUCAACCUCUCCACCUCUCCUACACCUGCGCAAAUAAUAAGUCGUUCACAGACCUCCAACACUACUAGCAGCAGUAUUACCCAACAGACUAUGUUGCUGGGGAGUACCUCCCCUACGCUGAGUGCAAGCCAGGCUCAAAUGUAUCUCCGAGCUCAGAUGCUGAUUUUUACUCCCGCUACCACUGUGGCUGCUGUCCAGUCUGACAUUCCAGUUGUCUCAUCAUCUUCCUCAUCUUCUUGUCAAUCUGCAGCAACUCAGGUCCAGAACUUGACAUUGCGUAGUCAGAAGCCGGGGGUAUUGUCCAGUUCCCCAACUGGACAACCAAAGAGCAGUAGUCAAGCUCAGUCUUUAGCUCUAUGCCCUAAUAAAACUGCGAUCAGUACCAAGGGCAGCCAGCCAGAUCCUGCAGAAAGCAAUAGAAAAGGAGAGAGCCCAACUUCCGAGAGUCGAAGUACACCUGUCACACGGACAUCCAGCAUACAUCAGUUAAUAGCACCAGCUUCAUAUUCUCCAAUUCAUCCUCAUUCUCUCAUUAAACAUCAGCAGAUUCCUCUUCAUUCUCCACCUCCAAAGAUAUCCCACCAUCAGCUGAUACUGCAACAGCAGCAGCAGGUCCAGCCAAUUGCUCUUCAGACUCCUCCCAGUCAGGAACCACCUCCAUCACAACACUGUGUACCACUCCAAAGCCACUGUCUUCCUCCAGUUCCCAACAGUGUCCAGUCACAACAUUGUUCCCCUGUUCACAUCCAUCCUCCUCCUUUAACAGUAUCUCCUACUCCAUCCCAGUCAGCUCAACAAUCAGUAGUAGUGUCUCCCCCACCUUCUCAUUCACCUAGCCAGUCACCCACAAUAAUUAUUCAUCCACAAGCACUUAUCCAGUCGCAAACAAAUCCUCUUGUGCCAUCUGCUCUUCAGUCAGAGCAGAAUCCCCAGCCGACUGGUAGUCCAGUACGACCAGUAGCACAGCAGCUUAAUCUUCCAUCACAUCUUCCACUUCCACCUUCCCCAGUAGUACCCAUUGGAUCAGUGGAUCAGCCCACCCUGGUGUCCCCAGGUCAGCAGAUAGUGUCUUCAGCACCACACCAACAAUAUCCAGCCUUACAGUCUGCACCAAUCCCAAUUGCAGCCCCUCCACAGCUGUCAGCAUCUUCAACACAGAUUCAACAACUACCCUUGCAGUCUGUGCAGUCUUUACAAGUCCAGCCUGAAAUUCUAUCCCAGGGCCAGGUUUUGGUGCAAAAUACUUUGGUGUCAGAGGAGGAGCUUCCUGCUGCAGAAGCUUUGGUCCAGCUGCCAUUUCAGACUCUUCCACCACCGCAAACUGUUGCAGUAAACCUUCAAGUACAACCACCAGUACCUGUUGAAGCCCCUGUGAUUUAUCAAGUGGAGAAUGUGUGUGAGGAAGAAAUGCCAGAUGAGUCGGAAUGUGCCCGUAUGGAUAGGACACCUACCCCACCAACCUUAUCUCCACCAGCUAUAGUCUUAGGGAAUGGUGAGGAAUUCGCCUCAGACGAAGCUUUGUCAGAACAAGUGGGACUUCCUGCAGUGGCUUCUUCAGUGAGUGCCUCAGUAAUUAAAUCUCCAUUAGACCCUUCACAUACAUCUAUUCCACCACCUCCACUUCUGCUUCCAGCAGCAACAACAAGGAGUAACAGCACAUCAAUGCCUAAUAGCAUUCCUAGCCUAGAAAACAGACCUCCACAAGCUAUUGUUAAACCACAGAUUCUGACACAUGUCAUUGAGGGCUUUGUAAUUCAGGAGGGACUAGAGCCAUUUCCUGUAAGUCGUUCAUCUUUGCUGGUUGAACAGCCUGUAGAAAAAAGGCUUUUAAUGGAGGGUCAGGUCAUGAGUGUUGUGUGUGUUGAGUCAGAGCUACAGAAUACAAAACAUGCUGACAAUUCCUCAGACACAGAGAUAGAGGACAUGAUUACAGAAGAGGGACUAGAUGAAAUCGAGAAUGAACUCCUGAAGUGUGAGGCAUGUGGAAAAAUGGGAUAUGCUAGUAAAUUCCUACGGUCAAAGCGAUUCUGCUCCCUGUCCUGUGCCAAAAGGCACAGUGGUAGAUGUGCUAAGAAAUACGGCCUAUUCUCAUCAGACAAAUCCAGUCGUUGGAAUCGGAAGUCAGAUAGCCAAAGUCUUGGACAGCGUGGGCGUCGACCAACUGGCCCGGAUGGGGCAUCACGAGAGCACUUCCUUAGACAGCUUCCAAUUACUUAUCCAUCUGCAGAAGAUUUGGCUUCUCAUGAAGAUGCUGUGCCAACUGCUAUGACCACUCGGCUGCGACGACAGAGUGAGAGGGAAAGAGAACGUGAACUUCGGGAACUCAGGAUAAGGAAACUACCAGAGAAUAUUGACUUGCUACCAGCUGUGCAAGCUGAUCCAUCAGUGUGGACAGUUGAUGAAGUUUGGGCCUUUAUACAUUCUUUGCUUGGUUGUCAAGACAUUGCAGAUGAAUUUAGAGCACAAGAGAUUGAUGGACAAGCUCUCCUCUUGUUAAAAGAGGAUCACCUAAUGAGUGCAAUGAACAUAAAGUUGGGGCCUGCACUGAAAAUUUGUGCACGCAUCAACUCAUUGAAGGAAUCGUAGUGGGAAUGUGAUGCUUUAGAUAAUAGCCUCUCUCUUUCAAAGACCCAUACAGUAAUAAGCCAGUAUCUACACUAUGGCAUGACUAUUACUGUAAUAUUUUGACACAGUUUUUUUCAUACAAAGACUUCGAAAGUAUUGCUCCAAAUAUACCAUAUAAUCCCCCCUACCUUCCAGUAAUUAUCAGGCUUAUGGUAAAUCAUUAGCAAGACUGGGGAAUCAUUCCAGUAAAGUGGAGGGUGAGGCAGAUUAAUGAAAACAAAAGUAUAUGUUGUGGUAGAUUAAACUAUUCCCAAAAUGUUCGUUAUUAUACAAGUUUAAGAUUUUUUUUAAACAUAAUCUGAUCCUCAUUUAAAUUAUGUUAAUAUAUUCUGAAAGAGACAUUUUCCCAUGUAGAGAGUUUUUUAGACUAUGGAAUAACAGAAGAGUCCACAGAGUCUGUGGAAGCACUGAUUAUGGUAAAAUGCUAUGCAUUUAGUUGUGCUCUCUGAGUUUCUUUUAAUCUUGAGCCUGUUGUUUGAAGGGAAUUUUGACAAACCUAUUCUCUGAUAGGCUAAC